AUGAUCUAUAUAUGUAGCCUCCAUUUAGGGGAGAGGGUGAUUUGGUCACUGGAACCUUUGCAAAUCAUCCCUUUGGAUGAGGCCGGACUUAUUGAUGUUAAACUUACUUCAAACAAAAUAUGGGUGCUAAAAGAAGAUCAGUUGGAGGUUUUUGUUGCUGACCUGCUAUUCCAAAGUUCUGAACAUUAUCCAGAUGAUCUUUUUUGGCUUGCUCAUACUGUAUGUUCAUCAUUGAAGGACCAAAUUGCCCCAUUUGUGUCUUCUAUUUUCUUGCGUCGGUUACUUCUUCCGGGGGUUCAUCAAGAUACUGUUGUCCGAGCUACAUUUCAAGAUUACAACAGGCACUUCACUGAUUCUGAGUUUCAUUCUUUAACUGUUGAUGGACUGAAAAAGGAAAUCCUUUCCCUUAUCGAGCAUGAGGUUGUCGCCGAAAGUCCAGUUUCAGUACUUCAUCACUGGAAAACCUUUUGCACGCGCUAUUUCCAUAAUUGGUGCAAGCACAGUGCAAUGUGUGGUUUGCUCAUUGAUUCCUCCAUGGGUGGCAUUGGUUUGAUAAGAAAGAAUUCAAUCUCUCUAUUCCGUUGUUUGGAAGAUAUAGAGCUUCUUAGCAUCAGUUCUUUUGAUGAACUUGGCGAUGUUAUAAGCUCUGGCUUGGAUUUUUCUGAUGAUGAUCUUAAAUGUGAGAUUCUUUUUGAGGUGCUCCAAUGCAUUCGUAAUGUAAGCCAGCAAUUGGGCAAAGCUGCUACAGCUAUAUUUUACGAGUUACUUCUUAGUGCACCAAAUGUGGCUACAGAAGAAGUCAUCCCUCGUUUACUGAAGAUGUUAGAUAUUGGAGAUAAUUCAUCGAUAGCAGCUCACCAUGUGUCGGAGCUGGGAGCUCAUAUUGCUAGGAAGAAGGACUUGGCUAACCACAAAAAUAUAAGGAAAUUCUCGACAGAUAUGUUUUUAUCACUACAUACUUUGUGCAGUAAAGCUACCUCGUGGGGCAAGGUUUUGGAUGUCAUAGAGAGCUACUUAAAAUUUCUUGUACCUCGUAAAACUGUUCAAAAGUUGAAUUCAGAAGCAGUAUUUAAUAUCAAUACUUCCAUCACGGUGCAUGCUACUUCUCAAAUAGCAAAAGUGACCUUUGAAUCUGCACUGGACAUACUUCUGUUGCUAAUCUAUCUGGUUAGGAUAAGUGGGCAGAUUCAUAUGACAUGUAUUGAUGUUUCCAGAAUACAACUUGAGUUGGUUCCUAUGAUACAAGAAAUUGUUACCGAGUGGCAUAUUAUCCAUUUCCUCGGGACCACUCCUUCAGAAUCUCCUGCCAUUGAAGAUUUUAGUUCUCAACUUUCAUCUUUACAGAUUGAUAAUAACAUUGAGAAGAGAUCAUGGAAUGAGAAACUUGGCAAAUGUGACUUCACAUUGGCUUUUAUUCUAUUGCUAAAUAUGCGAAGUUCCUCUGAAGACCAGAGCUUGGCAUGUAUUCCAGAUCCUAGCAGCAUUGUUAGGUCAGUAAGAGACUUUACUAGCUGGAUAAUAUGGGGAAGGACUGGAGAAGAAUCAUCUGUUUUCUUCAGCCAUUCAAUUGACCUUGCUUUAAGCUUACUCAAACAUGGCCAGUAUGAUGCUGUUGAGGUUUGUUACUAUGCCCUUUAUUUCCUACUUUGCUUAUAG
This is a messenger RNA of Ilex paraguariensis (yerba mate), 1656 nucleotides long. The record is from the annotation of a GenBank genome assembly. Lineage: Eukaryota; Viridiplantae; Streptophyta; Magnoliopsida; Aquifoliales; Aquifoliaceae.